This is a messenger RNA of Xenopus laevis (African clawed frog), 2497 nucleotides long. RefSeq names its product F-box protein 42 S homeolog (gene fbxo42.S). The transcript is spliced from 10 exons. The record is from RefSeq and is a predicted model, not a curated record. Bases 16 to 2352 code for a protein of 778 amino acids. Gene Ontology annotation, molecular function: ubiquitin-like ligase-substrate adaptor activity. Gene Ontology annotation, cellular component: SCF ubiquitin ligase complex. Lineage: Eukaryota; Metazoa; Chordata; Amphibia; Anura; Pipidae.
GCUGCCACACGCAACAUGGCGGAAACGUCUGUCUCAGCGCGUCCAAUUGGUUUAUUUGUGACAACGCGCCUUCCGCGCGCUCCCCUCCCGCUGGCGAUUGACUUGUACGUGCGCGUGACAGAGCUUGGUGCGUGUGCGCUCCCGCGUUGUCUGGUGACUCUGGUCCUCUUUUCCCAUCUAGCGCUGCAGGGAAGAUGGCGGCUCCGUGACUGGGAAGAUACCGGGAGGGACCGGGCCCGGCCUGAGGCGCAGAGAGAGGCAGGGAGUGUGUGCGAGGCCAUGGCCGUCUCUUGUGGAAGUGAAGACGAUGGAUUCAUGGCCAUUGACUCAGAAGAAGUAGAAGGAAGGAUGGAACAGGGGGAAGAGCUGCCCCCACAAGGGGAGACAAUACAGAGUGAGCACAGCCGGGUGAUGGUAGAGAUGCCGGAGGAGGUGCUGGAGUAUAUACUGUCCUUCCUCUCUCCCUACCAGGAGCAUAAGAGCGCCGCCCUAGUGUGCAAGCAGUGGUACCGCCUCAUAAAGGGGGUUGCCCACCAGUGUUACCAUGGCUUUAUCAAAGCAGUGCAAGAAGGAAACAUCCAAUGGGAAAGUCGCACCUACCCGUACCCAGGGACGCCAAUCACUCAACGCUUCUCCCACAGUGCCUGUUAUUAUGACGCUAACCAAUCCAUGUAUGUGUUUGGGGGCUGCACUCAGAGUAGCUGCAAUGCUGCAUUCAAUGACCUGUGGAGGCUGGAUCUGAACAGCAAAGAGUGGAUCCGACCCUUGGCUUCUGGUUCCUAUCCCUCCCCCAAGGCUGGAGCCACACUAGUUGUGUUCAAGGAGCUGCUGGUUCUGUUCGGAGGCUGGACCAGACCCAGUCCGUAUCCAUUACACCAACCUGAGCGAUUUUUUGAUGAAAUACACACUUAUUCACCUUCCAAAAACUGGUGGAACUGUAUUGUGACAACUCAUGGGCCCCCACCUAUGGCCGGUCACUCCUCCUGUGUCAUCGGAGAGAAAAUGAUCGUCUUUGGGGGCUCCUUGGGUUCUCGCCAAAUGAGCAAUGAUGUUUGGGUGCUGGACCUGGAGCACUGGUCAUGGUGUAAGCCCACUAUUACUGGGACCUGCCCUCAUCCUCGCGGGGGACAAUCUCAGAUUGUGAUUGAUAGUGAGACCAUCCUUAUCCUGGGGGGCUGCGGAGGUCCAAAUGCUCUGUUUAAGGACGCAUGGCUACUACAUAUGCAUGAGAGCCCUUGGACCUGGCAGCAGCUCAAGGUGGAGAACGAGGAGCAUGGUGCCCCAGAACUGUGGUGCCACCCUGCCUGCAGGGUGGGACAGUGUGUGGUUGUGUUCAGCCAAGCUCCCAGUGGCCGUGCUCCUCUCAGCCCGAGUCUGAACUCUCGUCCUUCUCCAAUCAGCGCUACUCCCCCUGCCUUGGCUCCUGAUAGCAGAGAAUUUCGCUCCCACUCCCCAGUCCGGGCCCCAGAUGAGGCCCCCUGUGUAAAUGGCCGCUGGGGGACACUGCGCCCCCGGGCUCAGAGACAGAAUACAGGUGGAUCCAGGGAGGGCAGUCUCUCUCCUGCCCGGGGGGAUGGCCUGUCUCCUGUACUUAAUGGGGGUGGUGUGUCUCCGGGUGCAGCACUGGACAGUCCCCUCCAGGUCGUUUCCCCUCCAGCCACUGAGGUGUGUGAGGCACGAGGGGCCAGUAAGAGCUCCCUCCCUGAGCAGAAAGACUUGUGCCUGGGAGCCUCGGACUACGAGUGGGAAAGGAAACGUAUGGACUCUGAGCUGGACUCUGCAGGUAGGACCCAUUCGGAGCAAACCAACGGCCUCCACAGCCCCCCGCACAUCACUACUACACUCUCUGGUGCUGUUUCACCCGGAGCACUACGGAGGGGACUGGAAGCUGUCAGAGCCAUGGCUACCUCCUCCCCCUCUUCAUCACAAAGUGGCACUUCCCCUCUGAGCCCCCCUGCCCUCUCCUCCCCCGUCUCCCCCAGUAGCGGAGCGGAAUCUGCACCCCGACCAGUUCAGGCACAGAAUGAAGGACAUUCCCUGCCCCCCAUAGCCCGCCGUUUAGGGCAUCACCCGCCUCAGUCGCUGAAUGUGGGCAAGCCGCUGUAUCAGAGCAUGAACUGCAAGCCCAUGCAAAUGUACGCCUUGGACAUUAAGGGGGCCCAGGAGCGGGGCCGAGUAAAGUGGAAAGUCUUUAGCAGCAGCUCUGUGGUUGGACCCCCCGAAACCAGUCUGCACACGGUGGUACAGGGGCGCGGGGAGCUGAUCAUUUUUGGUGGGCUCAUGGACAAGAAACAGAACGUCAAAUAUUACCCCAAAACCAACGCCUUGUAUUUUGUACGGGCCAAGAGAUAAUGUCAUGGAAUGGCUAACCAACCAGACUCUUCAUUUUCCCAGCCCCGCCCGCUUAUUUGCUUUAUACUCUUUUACACUACUUGUUCCCUUGUGUUUUUAGCUCUCGAUAUGAUGACACGAGCCAAUAAAGAAAAUAACAGCUGUA